CAAGACCAAGGCAGUGGGCACCCGUUAUAUAAUGCAUGACAAUAUGAGGCAGUCCCACACAGCAGAGAGAAAAGACUGCAUUAACUCAGAGAAGAGCUUCAGGAAAUAAUAAAAAAAUCUGGAUUAAUCAUAAUGAAGACCUUCCAUCUUCCCACAGUAAACCUUUGGAAGACAAGUAAAGAUGAAGUAGAAGCAAGCAACAAUGACUCCGUAUGCACUACCAUGUUUGAACAGCAAUCUAAGUCCAUCAGUGGAGGCUCAGCACAGGAGAAACCCAAAAAUAAGCUAAAACUUCCAAAAAUAUUACACAAAAAUAAAACCAAACCCCCCAAAAAAACUGACACAGUGGACACUCCAGAAAACUUGGAUUUCAACCAGAAUGUAGCACAGAAUCAUUUGGCAAAAGCUUCCCAGCAACUUUUAGCACAGGAAGAGCACCUCUUCAGGCCAAAAUCAUCAGAUAAGGAAGGGAUUUGCAUUGAGGAUGAAGAGGACGGUUUGCAGAAGGACUAUGAAACUUUGAUGCUUCAUCUAAGGAUGGCUGUCCAUGAUUCCUUCAACAAGGAGAAUCAGGAGAAACUGAGGAGUGCUGUGCAGGCUAUAUGUCAGCAAGAGGAACAAGACAGGCAGUGGGAGAAAAAAGAAGAAGAGAAGCAUCCAUGUUGGAGGCCCCUAAAAUGCAGAGAGAUCCAUGAUGCUUUGCUCAAGGAGGUAGUGCAGGUACGGCUGCUUCAAACAAAUGAAGAAGAGAAUGGGGCAGACAAGCUGUCCACCUCCCUGAAGAGAGAAGUGUGUCGGAUGGGCCAGCGCAUUCAAAAGGACCUGCUCCAUGUUGCCAGAGAUGUGCAGCCAUGCUACACAUCAGAUUUCGACAUUUUCAACAUGUAUGUUCAGCUGUACCAUCAAGCUUUCUCCACAAAACUGCUGGAGUUUGCUCGAACCAACCUUGAAUUACAAGAUUGCAUCUACAUACUAUGUUGGAUUCAUGGUUAUUAUCCAAAGAAUAUUUUGCAACAGGAUGAUCUGGUGCCACACAUCAACACUGAAUCAUUAGGAGCUUUGUUACCUGAGGAAUAUCGUAAGUCACUGGAGGAGCAGUAUCUGUCACACAAAGAGGUGGAGGUCAGGACAUGGUUGUCCAAUGCUCUUAAAAAAGAGGAGGAAAUUUGGCAGACGAGUAAUAAACCUGAGCUCAUUGAUGGGUGCUACUUCUCUAAUCUUGCUUUGGAUGUUAUACCGAUUAUUGAUGGAGCCGUGAAAGAAACUAUGGAUAUUCUGGGUAACAGAGAUAAUGCUCAGAGAAUUCUGCUUCAGCUGGACAGUUUCCUAAUGAGCUAUAAGAAAUCCAUAAUUGAACUUAUCAAAGGAAAGCACACCACUAUCCCUGACAUCCUGAAAGCCAAUAUGGUUAGCAUCAAGCAGUUACGGGAGUAUAUCGAAAAACACAAGGAUCUAUCAGAUGAAGUGAAAGAAGCCUUGCUGUCCAUUAUAUCAGAGAUGAGAGACUCCUGUCACAGUUAUUUCCUCAACCCCAUACACAAGGAGCUCAAGGUGCAGUAUCGUAAGCUGUGGACUCCAGCCUGGUUUUCAGAAAGUCAUACGAUUAUUGGAGAUCUACUAAGGAUUGUGGACGAAAUGGUCCGGCCUUUCUCAGAUAUACAGUCUGCCUGCAUGAAGGAACUGUUCAGUCAGCUGCAUUCUGAGGUGAUGAUUGAAUAUGUGAAGAGGAUGUUAAAGGGGAAACUGAAACUAAAAGACAAGGAUGACCAGGAGGCAGCUGCAAGCUUUCUGUGUGAAGACAAUGUGAGAAUAAACUCACUGUUCAUCACAAUUGGAUCUGAAGAAAAAUGGCUUUCCAUUAUUUUAACCAAAUUGUCAGAUGUGUUGAGGCUGCAGGACCCAGGAGCACUUCAGCUUGAGAUAGUUACACUGGCCAGAACCUACCCUGACAUCAGUGAAUGCCAAGUCCUUGCACUCCUGAACUUGAAGGCAAAUGUCUCCAAAGCAGAUGUGCGCAACAUCAAAAAGAGCCUGACUGAGAAUAGGGAUUCACUGAACGCUGGGCCGACAACAGCUUUCUUCUGUAAAGUGCCAGUAAAAAGGAAGUUAAUGGCUAUGUUUUCUCAGUAAAGUAUAAUCAGUUCACUGUAACUUCAGAAGUUACUAAUGCAAAGCAGUGUUAUUGGUAAUUAUCAACUAUUAAACCGGCUUUAAUAUGUGGGGUCAUUAUUUAUAUGCCAGCCUCACUAUCCUAGUUAAGAGAAACAUGUUUACAUUAUGUAAUCAUAUAACAUUUCAUGUCUGCUGUUAUGUAAGAAACUGUAAAUAGUGACACUAGGGAUUGUGUGUCUCAUGUGAAUGGUUUGUUGAGUAUGAAAAUGGUGUAAGUCAUAUGCAUUCGCAGUCACCAGAUUUCAAACCAACUGAACACCUAUGAAAGAUUGUGGAGUGUUAGACAGCACUUUUCACCACAAACACCAGUUAAGGGAAUAUUUUUGUUAAAAUGUGUGUGUGUAGUGAAAAUAGCGAGGGAACGACCCUAUGGGCAACCUCUAUUCAGAUAUUCUUUAUGCAUUUAGUGUUUUUAAUGUACUGUGUGGCCACAUUUAAAGUGCAGAUAAGAUGCAUCAGGCUUGAUAGGUAGCCUUGUUAUAAGUAAUCAGUCCAAAAGUUCAUUUGUUUGAUGUAUGCAUUUAUGUAUUUACAUUCAGUAUUUUCAUGAAUUAAAGUUUCCUUCUUUUUA
Molecule: messenger RNA, 2743 nt
Organism: Ictalurus punctatus (channel catfish)
Lineage: Eukaryota; Metazoa; Chordata; Actinopteri; Siluriformes; Ictaluridae
Gene: tnfaip2a
Product: tumor necrosis factor, alpha-induced protein 2a
Exons: 12
Coding region: 133-2130 (665 amino acids)
Biological process (GO): exocyst localization; exocytosis
Cellular component (GO): exocyst
Molecular function (GO): SNARE binding
Source: RefSeq, a predicted model, not a curated record